Penaeus chinensis is the source of this 566-nucleotide messenger RNA. Its product is annotated as pro-resilin-like. The transcript is spliced from 4 exons. The coding region runs from base 30 to 464 and encodes 144 amino acids. Lineage: Eukaryota; Metazoa; Arthropoda; Malacostraca; Decapoda; Penaeidae. The record is from RefSeq and is a predicted model, not a curated record. Gene Ontology annotation, cellular component: extracellular matrix.
CAUCACUCAUUCUUAGAGAAGCUACAAUCAUGAACACUAAGGUCUUCAUCCUUCUUGGUCUGGCAGCCGUCGUUGCUGCAGACAGUCCAGAGAUUUUCGCUUAUGGACCUCCUCGGGAUUCCUCCGAGGAGUCAUUCGAAUCUUUCGAGUCAGGAGAAGCCAAGUAUGACUUCAGUUAUGCCGUUCAGCACGAAGACUCUGGCAACGACUUCGGCCACGAGGAAGCCCGUGACGGUGAAGACACCCAGGGAUCCUACUACGUGAGGCUUCCCGACACCCGUCUGCAGAGCGUCAAGUACUUCGUGGACGGUGACGACGGCUACGUGGCCGAGGUGAACUACGAGGGCGAGGCUCGUUUCCCUGACUCCUACGAGUCUGCUUCCUUCGAGUCUGCUUCCUUCGAAUCCCGGGAGUACAGGCCACCAAGGCCAGUCUACACCUAUGGCUCCAACGAGUCCAAGUAAAUUCUCAGAUAUUUGAUCAGUGACUAUUUAAGAUGGACAAGAAUUUGGAUGUAAAUAUUUGAUUGCAUAUUUAUUAGAAAAUAUAAUGAAAGCACGAAUAAA